AUCCCUACCACCUAUGAACAAGCGAAGGCAUGCACUAACUGGCUGGAGUGGAAAGCAGCGAUGGAGGAGGAACUCGCGUCAUUACGAGAACAUGGCACGUGGAAACUGGUUGCCAGGGCGAAGGCCAAACGCCAAGCGGUGAUCACAAAUCGGUGGGUCUUUGCUGUGAAGCGGGAUGCACAAGGUCGUAUCUUGCGGUUCAAGGCUCGCCUUGUA
Phytophthora sojae is the source of this 216-nucleotide messenger RNA. RefSeq lists its product as hypothetical. NCBI's taxonomy places the organism in Eukaryota, Oomycota, Peronosporomycetes, Peronosporales, Peronosporaceae. The annotation marks the transcript as partial. The transcript has a single exon. The record is from RefSeq and is a predicted model, not a curated record.